Penicillium macrosclerotiorum is the source of this 3252-nucleotide messenger RNA. RefSeq lists its product as uncharacterized. NCBI's taxonomy places the organism in Eukaryota, Fungi, Ascomycota, Eurotiomycetes, Eurotiales, Aspergillaceae. The coding region runs from base 1 to 3252 and encodes 1083 amino acids. The record is from RefSeq and is a predicted model, not a curated record. Gene Ontology annotation, molecular function: zinc ion binding; DNA binding; DNA-binding transcription factor activity, RNA polymerase II-specific. Gene Ontology annotation, biological process: DNA-templated transcription; regulation of DNA-templated transcription. The transcript is spliced from 8 exons.
AUGGACGGUCAUCUUCGCCGGCCGUCAACCCCUUCCCAGCAGGUUAAAGUGUCGCCUGGAUCCUCCAUUCCCUUGUCGCCGACCUUCGAGAUGCAUGAUUCUGAGAUCUCCUCUCUUGUUUCCGCUCGGCCGUAUCGCUCAAAACGUCACCGGCCAUGCGACCAAUGCCGGGCCCGAAAACUCGGCUGCCAGACCGAUGAUGGCCUUCCUUGCCAGCGAUGCCGGGCGACUCGGCUUGAUUGCACCUUCGACAGGCCACCGCCGAAACGGACUCGUCUGUCGGAAUCCGUUGCAUUCACGGACCCCAGCAUCGAGUUGCCAGUGAUGCCGCCGGAAAAACCAAUUUUCAUCCAAAACUUGCAGGACCCAUCGCCGCAUGGAAGCCCAACUGAGAGCGCCGGGCGCCCAUUCUCCUCCCUUGGCUUCGGCGAAGUUGGGGGCCCAUCUCCCGCUUCGGGGAUCUUGCUGGCCGCUCGGCCGUCUGCCCAGUUCGUGCAGAGCAUUGACCGACUCGAUCAUGGCUAUGCGCAAUUGUUCGGGGCCUCAUCCGAGUCGGAUCCAUGGCUGCUACGCCAUUGUCAAUUCGAUGAUGCGGGAAUGAGGCUUUUCUACAAAGUCCACUAUCGCAAUGCCGGAGGAGUGCCCACAGCCCAGCGGAUUCCGAUCCAUUUCAUGAUCUCAUCCGAGGAUUUGUCCUCGACGGCCAAGCAGGAGACCAGAGCUGGAAUGGGCGAGGCGACGCGUGAACAGCUCGAUUUCCUCGUCCCCCCUGAGUAUGGGAGACGAUUGGUUGCCCUGUUUGUCAAGUAUGUGUUCCCUGCCUUGCCUGUCAUCUCACGGUCCCAACUAGGAUUGACCUCGGCGUCAUGUCAGCUACCCGAGCUUGUGGCGUUGGCAAAGGUGCCAGUGCAUCUAUUGGCGGCUAUCUAUGCAUCUGCCUUUUCAUUCAUUGCCCACGAUGACUACCUCUGCGUUCUCAGUACAUACCACACCUCGCCCACCCAGAAAUUGUGGCGGAUGGUGUAUGAACUGAUCAGUGAAGAAAUCCAUAGCCCACGACUGGCGGUUUUGCAGGCGGCAUUACUCUACCUACACCAGCACCUGAUGGAUGAUGCUCGCUAUACGACCGCCGAUACCCCUUUUCUGUGGUCUUUUGUGGGUCAAGUAGUCGGGCUGGCAUGUUCGCUCGGCGUUCAUAUCGAAUGCCGGAUGUGGGGAAUCCCAGCGUGGGAGAAGCGGCUACGGCGUCGUCUCUGGUGGGCCGUAUACGCCGAAGACAAAUGGCGUAGCUUGCUUAUGGGCCGGCCACCUUACAUCCACUCGGCAGAAUGGGAUGUGAGCGAAUUGGAUGAGGGCGAUUUCUUGGUUGGGCCUCGCCAAGGCUUCUCGACAUGUUCAUGUGACACCGAAAUCCCGUUUCGAUAUCUGGUCAACCUAGCACGUAUUGCGCAGGAGAUUCAUGAGACUUUCUACACCUUGAGAGCAUCACAAGUCCUCAGUGUCGAUUGUAAUUCCUCCGCCGAGUUUGGCCGGAUGCUUCUUGAAAAGCUCAACGAGUGGUAUUCCUCUCUGCCGGAAUCGUUCCGUCUUCCCAAUUGGAGCAAGUCUGUCCAGGGACUUGCGCCAUACCCGACAUCGAUUCACUUUGCAUACUUACUACUUGUGGUUUAUGUCUACCGUGCCAUGCUACGUCCUUUGGCUCGGUCGUCUAGUCCGCCCAUGAUCUUUGAUCUGGAGGAGAUGCCGACGGGCUCACCCUUGCCUAUGGAUGAUCCUGUCUUGGAUUUUUCGGAUGUCUGCGCCAUUGAAAAUUUAUCUGAGAUUUCCACAUCCGACCCGUCCGGCACCAGUGAAGUCACUCUACAUGCUGCCGAAAAAUGCGCUUCUAUCAUGGUUAAUUUCACUCGACGACUCACACCAAGCGAUUUCACCGGUUUCUGGUAUUCCUCGCCUAAUACGGCGCAUGCGACACGGGAUAAGCAGCUGGUCGAUUCUUGGCUUCAGGUACUGCGAUGUCAAAGCCAGAACCAUAUUCUUCACCAUACCCUAGCAUUAUUUGCCCUAGGAGGAACCUUGCGCCAACUAGAGCAAGCCUAUGGACUGGCUGUCGAUUCGCAACGCCGCACGCGCCCUCCUGAUGUUCGCCGCGUGCUGGACUUUGCCGAUUCAACCAAAUUCAAGACUUGUUUAGGCAAAGGGAAGUACUAUGAUGAUUAUUUUGCGUUCUUUCAAAAUGAAAUCCGCCACAAAGGAGUUGCUAGGACCGUAAAUGAACUGAAUAUUUACAUAUCAGGAUUUCUCCACUCCCCGAUUCACCUUGGAUAUGCCAUCGAGUUUGACCAGCCUCUCAUCGCGGCUGAGGCUCUCGCAUUGACCGCGGUUCACGAUUCGUCAUUUGGCGAAGUUCUCCACAUGGUAGAACAAGUCGCACAAUCAUCUGACACAUCCCGAAGCCUCAUUGAUCUCCAACGGGAGAUCGCUGGCAGCAAGACACUUCGGGGAGCGAUGCAAUACGAGUAUGGGGUUUUUCAGAUCCAAGACGGGCUUCUGGCACAUGCACGAGACGAAUUUCUGCGCGUUAUUGCAUCAUGGAAGGUCGAGCCAUCUGAGCUGCAUCGCAAGACUGCCGAGUCGCUCAAUUCAACCGUGUACUGGACCGCUCUCGCCCAACGCCCCGAGAAACAGAUUCGCUUCGACUUUUUCCUGAUGCAUUCUGUCACGGCGGGCUCCCUAUGGCCAGUUCUCACCCACACCCCAUGGAUUUCCACCGCGGUGAAAUGCCGGCUGCUGGAAUGGAAAGGCCGGGCGGAUCUAAUGCUGUACUGCCAAACCGGGGCUCCUGCGUUGCGACCCGACGAAUUGGCUGCUUAUCAGCCCCAGCAGCCCUCGUCAUGGCCGGCGAUCUUUCACCGAGCGUGUGAGUAUGCAGACGAUGGACACCUCGCAAAGCUGAUUCGGGGUAUCGCGACGGCCGCCGAGAUUUCAAUGCCUUUCCAGCACGAUCCCCACUUCCUGCUAACCCGUCCAGAGCAAUUCCUCACAAUUGCCCACAUGAUCCUUGAUUCUGCCGAGCAAUUCAACCGCGAGUCGGUCGCUCGGGAAACUGAGAUGAUCUGCGCGCAGUAUGAAUAUCCCCGGCUCAUGUCGCCCGAGAUCCAACGCGUGACGGCGCGGUGGCCACGCAACGUCGGGUUUGAGCAGGCCUGGUUCCAUGUGCCCAGUCGGAAGGGCAAGUCUCUUGCGCAGCUCUAA